Messenger RNA from Symbiodinium sp. CCMP2592, 1629 nucleotides. NCBI's taxonomy places the organism in Eukaryota, Dinophyceae, Suessiales, Symbiodiniaceae. The record is from the annotation of a GenBank genome assembly.
AUGAAGGGGAGGACCACGAACUGGUCCCGAGCCCGGCGAGCUGCCAAGAGGAUGCUGGAUCCAACAUACAGCCUCAAGAGCUUCUACGACGACUGCUUAGCAUCGUUUCCCGAGCUGCUGCUCUAUGGGGCAGACGACGGGGGCCUGGUCAGCAGUGGCCGAAGUUCCAUGGAGGAGUACCAGCGCACGAUGGGUGCACUCUUUGCGGUCUUCUGGUUCAUGCGGCGGAAGAUGGGUGGUGCCGAGUCGUUCUGCUUCGGAGUGGAUGAUGAGUGGGAGCCACUGAAUGCUCGGUCCAAGCAACCCCGACGCAAGAAGGAGGAGAUCGCGAAAAGGCAGACUUUCUUCAACGAGGUCGAGUGGGAGAGGAUAGACGAGCUCUUGCACGACGCAGGUCUUUUGUGCGAUGGUGUGCAAGGUCAUGACGAGGAGCGCGUCCUCGCAAUGCUAGUGUUGACAGCCAUCCACGACAUCAUGAAGCUCGUGCCGUUGUUGCCGACGGUGGCGCCGGACCAUGCGCCGUACCGCGGCUACAAGGUGGGUGAGACGAUUCAUGACCACGACAUUGCGCUCAGCUAUGUCUUGGACCAUUACUCAUAUGCCUUGCCCUCCUAUCACGAGCUGUCGAAGAAACAGCAGGACUCCAUCCGUUUCACCCAAUGCAAGAUGGAGUACAACAUGGGCUGGCUGGUUCAGGCCGAAGCUCCACCUGGAGCGUUGUUCACAAAGUUUAAAGAGUGCAUGGAGGAUGGCGGUGUUGAGCCAGCAGAUGUGGCUUUCUACUUCUGCCACUGGCUUACGGACUUGGCGGGAGCGGAGCCGUACCCGCAGGAAGGCUGCGAGAAGUUUGUUCUCAAAUUUCCACGAACGGUGCUGAGCUCCUUCAUCAAAUCUUUCAAGAUCGUGGGGGAGCUGGCAGUGAAGUCCGAGUCCCAGGUGCUCGAGGACUACCUCGUAUGGAGGUGGACUUCGCAUCAGCCCUCGUUGGGAGUCGUACCCGGAGACCGUGGUAGCAUCGCGGCAUUGAGGCUUGUGGUCAUGGCACAGGGGGAUAGCCAAGCCAUCCUCCGUGCUCUUACCACAGUCCCGCUGCAGGAUCGUGAUGUUCUGGAGGAUGAGCUGGCUCACACUGGCUGCAAGGAGCAGCUUUUCGAGCUGGAGAACUUUCCCGAAGGCACUGUGCCCAUGGGUCCUGCGAUCCUGAUAUACUACGCGCCGGCGCUCAUGCAGAAGGCUGGGAAGUCGGACCCCAGCUCUGCGAUGAGGAUACUGGCAGAGAUCUUCCGGCAAGCGCGGCAACUCUGGCCGAUGCUGCCCAGCUCUGCUGGGACCGUCGUCACCGUUCGCAUCGACGUUCUCAAGGAGCUUGAGGUGAAGCUGAUCACUGCCGCCACUCCGGGCGAGGUUUGGGCACUGGAGAAGACAAGCAGCCGAGAUGCGGAGGUCAAGAAGGUGAGCUUGGGCAGUGAGGCCCUCUCCCAGGCGUUCCUGGCAGGAAACAAGGUGCGCAUGCUCAACUUCACGAAAAUGCCUUACAACAACUCGAUUGGCAUGAAGGGCAUUCAGACGACCUGGCGCAAGAAGGAGAGCAAGUCACAGAACUUGGAUGCCGGAAGCUCAAGAUUUUAG